Molecule: messenger RNA, 549 nt
Organism: Linum tenue
Lineage: Eukaryota; Viridiplantae; Streptophyta; Magnoliopsida; Malpighiales; Linaceae
Source: the annotation of a GenBank genome assembly
GUAGAUAUAGAGAUAUUACAAAAUGUGGGGAGAUACAUCAUAUUAGGCAUUGCAUUAUAAAGUAGCACAAAGCCUAAUUCAUGAAAUCCCAAUACAUACAUACAUAAAGUAUACAUUUUAUAGCACCCUCAGAUAUACUUAGCCAAAAACAAAGAAAAAAAAAAAGAAAAAACUCAGAUUGUAGUAAGUAAAGUUAGUCAAAACUUGACCCAUCUCAUCGUCUGAGAUGGAUCAGAGCCACAACGCACCAGCUCGUUUGAGCAUGGUAGACAAGGAACCGUUGAGAUGAAGGGUCAUGAUCUCAUUAGCACCACCAACGAGCUUCCCGCCGAUGAACACCACGGGGAAGUCACUGCCGGCACCGACAUGUCGAGCCAGUGCCUGCUCGAUCUCCCUGCCACGUGGCAUCUCGUCGAGCUCGUAGACCGUGGUGUGGACCCCGAAGUCGGAGAACAAGGUGUUGAUGGUGUGGCACAUGCAGCAAGUGCUCUUACUGAACAUCACCACCGGCCUCUCCGCCGCCAAUUGGAACACUCUCUCCAUUGCUUU